GUGUCUAUCAAAGAAACAAUAUUUUCUAAUCGGAGAUUUUGAAUUGACAAAACUUAAAUAUCUGUACAAUUUUAUAGCGUUUAUUGAUGAAACUAUUUCGUUUAGGGUAGCAGUGUAGCGAUGAUGUCACAUUGAAUGAGCUUCCAGGUGGACCGGCUUUCUUCUGCAUGGGCCCAUAUCGCCCGGUGUGCGGACCCCACCUGGACCCCCGAGCCACGGGAUGCUUUCACUGUCGCCAACCAGCGCCUUUUGGCUCAACAUUGUAAGAUAUCGCAAGUUUUUCGGGAUUUGUCAAAGUCUUCGCUAUACAGUCAACAUGAAAAAACAGAGAAUGGAUGUAUUGGACUUAGAUCAGUCAAGGACGUCAUCCCUGAGUCCAGACUGGCACAGUUCUACGGAGACUUCUAUUACGAUGAUGCCAGGGAGAAUUGUUAUUUGACUGUAACAAGCAACAGAUCGAACGAACGCUGCAAUUUCACCAGAUAUGAAAAUUCCGAUCAGACUGAAUGUUGGAUGUUGCCAGAGGUAGAGUACUGGUUCAGAAAGCUGACGUACGAAAAUGGCGACGGAAACGUGAGCAGGCGACGUCGCCACUGCAAGACGCUGGCGGAAGAGGAAUUUGAGCGCUGGGUCUCGUCAGGAGAGAGAGCCAGGGAGGAGACCGCCUUGGAGGCGCGUAUCCGGGGGGUGCGGGUUCUGUGGCAGAACAACCCCCAACGCACCAGCUUUACGAGAGGAAACACACCAGGGCCUUUUGCCCGGGACCCAAGCCCACCCGCGCCUCGAAAGAUGCGCACGCGCCGCCGCCAGCCGCGCCGACUCGCCAUCUCCGUCCAACAGAAUGCUGCUCUUCCUAAUCAGCUUCUCUGUAGUUCUCCUACUAAGGUUAUGUUUCAGCUGGACGUGUCACGUCAGCCUCCUCUGAAUUUUCGGCGAGCGUUGGGUCGUCUUGCCAACAACCACCAGAUCGCGGGCCGAGGUGCGGCUUUCCGGCGCACCAUCUAUCGCACCGCUCAAGCGAAGUGCACUGGGCUCGCCACGAGCCAGAAGCCAGCCCGAGCCGCCGACAAAAAACACGGCACAUGGUGGCCCCGAGAUUCUGACGCAGAUAAUGCUAAUACGGUGGAAGUCAAAAUAAAUCAAGAGAAAACAAGUGAUUUGAAUAACAACGAGAAUGAUGCUAAAAUUGAAAAUGAAACAAAGGAAAUCGAAAAUAAGAAAAAAGAUGUCCCCGAAAACGAGGAAGGAAAUAAUCAAAAAGUAUCUCCUGCGUCGAGCGCCGAAAACGAGAGAAAGAAACGUCUGUACAGCACCGUACUGAGUAUGACUCCUCCGUCGCCUGUCAGCACGACUCCAGGGGGAUCUCGACCGCAAAAAUUCACGCCCGGUCUCAUAAAACUGAACCCGAAAAUUGUUUUCCUGACCAGACCUCGACCGUCGAAUUCGAGCAAAUUCGAGGAGCUCGAGAAACAGGCGUUGGAGCAGUACAAGCCAUCCGACGAGAGCAUAGACACGAAGUUUCGCGAACUGGAGCGCCAGGCCGAGGAGCAGUACAGCCCCAGCAAUAGCAUCACGAGCUGCGGCAGCCACUCCAGUAACACGAUAACACUCCAGGACAACGGUAGCAACCAAAACAGAAAACACCCUAAAAACAGCAGCAAAGCCAUACCUCUCGACAGUGUGGUAAUAUACUCCCAAAAUUUUCCCGACCUCAGCAGCAGGGGGCGUACAAAAAGUAUCGCAAAUUUAAAAAACUUCCACACCCCCCCAAGGGGGGAAAAAAAGGAGCAACCCCAUAGGACUCACAGGACGAUGAAAAGUGCCAAACUCAAAGCGCAUAGGGCAUCAUCAGACACCGAAUAUUAUGAGCAAGAUAUCACUCAGGCGGUCCAUAAAAAUCCUGUAAAAUGGAAAAUUCAAGCAAAGAAGCGGCACUUAUCCUUUUCAGUAUCUGAACCCUCUUCUGAUGAGGAAGCUGCAAGAAUACCGAUAAAAGGUGCAAGAGUUACCAAAAAGAAAAAUAUAAAUAACAAGGCUAAGGUGUUCAACCAGGGAGCUGGAGAUUUGCAGAAGUCUAAAUUACAUUAACGUUCAAUGUUGUAGAUCAAGUCUCUUGAAAUAUUAUUAGUUUCUUGGUUGCUUGUGGAAUUUUCUUAUCAUUAUAAUAUCCAUAAUAUUAAAUUUGUUUAAAAAAAUCACCUUUCUUAUAUAAAAAAAUUGUUGCGCCAAGUGCUGAAUAAAUGAUU
This is a messenger RNA of Aricia agestis (brown argus), 2246 nucleotides long. RefSeq lists its product as uncharacterized. Bases 136 to 2088 code for a protein of 650 amino acids. The transcript is spliced from 7 exons. Lineage: Eukaryota; Metazoa; Arthropoda; Insecta; Lepidoptera; Lycaenidae. The record is from RefSeq and is a predicted model, not a curated record.